UGGAAUAACUAAAUUUAAAUAGACAAAUUUAGAGGACAUUAAAAAAUAGGAAAAUAAAAAUAAAAAAGAUUCUGUUUCCUCAGUCGUUGUGGAUUCUGUUUUACUUCCGAGAGCUUACUCCUAAAUUCCAAAAUAAAAUUUCUAAUUUCCAUUUCUUUUAAUAGCGUGGUAGGUAAAGUGACAAUAUUUAUUUUUCUUUUAUAAAUACCAUGCUCUCACACAAGUUUUUCAAUCAAGUCCCUUCCCUCUCUCCCUCUCUCUCUCACACACACACAUAAAACAGAAACACACAAGCAGCGCCAGUAAUCACCAUCGCCACCCACUAUGCCAUCGGUCCCCGGGAAACUCGUCUGCGUCACCGGCGCCGGAGGCUUCAUUGCUUCGUGGCUAGUUAAACUCCUCCUCGAGAAAGGCUAUACAGUGAGAGGAACCGUCAGAAAUCCAGAUGAUCCAAAGAAUUCACAUUUGAGAGAGCUCGAAGGAGCGGAUGAGAGGCUGAUUCUGUGCAGAGCUGAUCUCAACGUUUAUGAGAGUUUGCGCGAGGCCAUUAAUGGUUGCGACGGCGUCUUCCACACGGCGUCGCCCGUCACCGAUGAUCCAGAACAAAUGGUGGAACCCGCGGUUAACGGCGCCAAGAAUGUGAUACGCGCGGCGGCGGAGGCGAAGGUCCGCCGUGUGGUGAUAACCUCCUCAAUUGGUGCAAUUUACAUGGAUCCCAACAGAGACCCUGAACAAGUCGUUGACGAGACUUGCUGGAGCGAUCUUGAGUUUUGCAAAAAUACAAAGAACUGGUACUGCUAUGGCAAAGCUGUGGCGGAACAAGCUGCGUGGGAUGAAGCUAGGGAAUUGGGGGUGGAUUUGGUGGUGCUCAACCCAGUUUUGGUGCUUGGCCCAUUGCUCCAACCAACUGUGAAUGCUAGUGUCCUUCACAUACUCAAAUAUUUGACUGGCUCAGCCAAGACUUACGCCAACUCCAUUCAAGCCUAUGUCCAUGUCAAGGAUGUGGCGUUGGCCCAUAUCCUCUUGUACGAGAACCCCGCCGCCACGGGGCGCUACCUCUGCGCCGAGAGCGUCCUCCACCGUGCUGAUGUAGUGGAGAUUCUUGCCAAGUUCUUCCCGGAGUAUCCCAUACCUACCAAGUGCUCUGAUGAAAAAAACCCAAGAAAGAAACCAUACAAAUUCUCAAACCAAAAGCUGAAGGAUUUGGGGCUUGAAUUCACACCAGUGAAGCAAAGUUUAUACGACACAGUUAAAAGUCUUCAAGAAAAAGGCCAUAUUCCAAUCCCAACUCAGACUGAGGAACCCAUUCGUAUUCAGUCUUAGCCUAUUAGGCCAAAAUCUAGAAUUAAGCCCACACCAGGUCAUAAUCUGGGCCCAAUUCUUGAAUAUAUGUGGUCUAUGUUGGCAAUUUAGAACAACUAUAUAAUGUCAUUUUUUAUUUUUCCUUUUAUGUUUCUUUGUAAAACAAAAAAAACAAGUUGAGAAAAUGCUGAUUAUUAAUGCAUAAUGACAUUAUGUCAACGUAUUCCAUCAA
Molecule: messenger RNA, 1534 nt
Organism: Salvia miltiorrhiza (redroot sage)
Lineage: Eukaryota; Viridiplantae; Streptophyta; Magnoliopsida; Lamiales; Lamiaceae
Product: cinnamoyl-CoA reductase 1
Exons: 5
Coding region: 325-1323 (332 amino acids)
Molecular function (GO): oxidoreductase activity, acting on the CH-OH group of donors, NAD or NADP as acceptor
Source: RefSeq, a predicted model, not a curated record